AUGGAGCCCUCAACGCCCUCCCGUCCGCCCAAGGACAUCGACACGGCCUACACCAGGCCACUGGAGCCGGAGUCACCGGCCAAUUUUGUCACUGAAAAGGCUGGCAAGAGGCAGAGGAAGACUGUCACAAUGCCUCCCCCAGUCCUCAAAGGAGCCAGCGACAGCAUCCCCACGGCCACCUCUCGGCUGCAGAAGCAGUUUGAGGAGGCUCAGCAGCAACAGAACCUGCAGCAGAAGGCUCUCAUCAGAUUGGCAAAGACUCUGGACAGCUGGGUUGAGGAGGACAAGCAGUCAGUCAGUCAGAACUUUGCCCGAAUCUUCUGUGAGAGGUUUGUCAACAAAGACAGCGGCGAGGGAGCCGACUACCUGGGCGGGUGUUUGCUCAGAGGGGGGAAAAACUCUGCCCUCCCUGGGGUUACCCCUGUCAAGACUGCGGCUUCCCCAGCAGGCAGGGCUAGUGGAGCUAGCCUGCAGCCCAAAAGCGCCAGUCAGCCAGGGGCCCCACAGGGGGCACAAAACAGCAGGAGGACCCACGAGUCCUGGUCACCCUCCAGCCAGAGAAACGGGUCGCCCGGCUACAGCCAUAUGCUGUGCGGCAGGCAAUCGUUGCAAACAUUCAGGGGGUGGGGGAUGUGGCCAAUGUGCCGAAGGUGGAGCCCACCAGGACAGGUUGGGCGAUCACACCAAGCAACAGAGGCAUACGCGACGCUCUGA
Histoplasma mississippiense is the source of this 714-nucleotide messenger RNA. RefSeq lists its product with no specific name. Lineage: Eukaryota; Fungi; Ascomycota; Eurotiomycetes; Onygenales; Ajellomycetaceae. Bases 1 to 714 code for a protein of 237 amino acids. The transcript has 2 exons. The record is from RefSeq and is a predicted model, not a curated record.